This is a messenger RNA of Durio zibethinus, 414 nucleotides long. NCBI's taxonomy places the organism in Eukaryota, Viridiplantae, Streptophyta, Magnoliopsida, Malvales, Malvaceae. The record is from RefSeq and is a predicted model, not a curated record.
AUGGCACAGAUGUGGCUUCUUUGGUGGCCAAAAAGCACUUGCACCAGCAAAAGGGGAGGCGAUAGAGGUGCAGCCUCAAGCAGCACCACCACCAGAGCCACGACUGGUAGAAGCUCCUCAGUGGGCAAAAAUGGGACGCCAAGUUGCUGUUGUGCAUGUCUAGCAAGGAUUGUAAGGAAGGUGAAGAAAGAGAGUAAAGAGAUGGUACGGGGUGCAAGAGCAAGUAGGCAAAGCUCAUUCCAGUGCCGGUAUGAUCCAUUGAGCUAUUCUCUCAACUUUGAUAGAAGCGGGUGUGGGAGCGCGGUAGAUGAUGAAUAUUACUACCAGUUCUAUGCAUUCUCUUCAAGAUUUGUGGCAAACCCAAGAAGACCAGCUUCCUCAAACCACAUGCUGCCUGCUGCUGCUGCUCCUUAA